AUGUCGGUUUUAGGCACGGUGCCUGUUUUCGACUGUAAAAGUGACGAGUGGCCUGUGCACGUUGCACAAUUGAAUAGUUUCUUUGUUGCGAAUGACAUUACCGAUACAUCAGAUAAGGAUGGUGGUAAAAGACGUGCUAUCCUGUUAAAUUGCAUGUCACAAGAUUCCUAUCGAUUGAUACGCGAUUUAUUGCAUCCAGAGAAGCCUGAAAACGUGUCGUAUAAGACUAUAGUAGACACCUUAAACGCGCAUUUCGAACCAAAAAAGUGCGUGUACGCGGAACGUGAGAAGUUUUAUGACGCUAAAAAGGAGUCAGGCGAGUCGCUCAUGAAUUACGCAGCUCGUCUCCGUGGUUUGGCGUCAACUUGUAAGUUCGGCACAUCCCUAGAAAUGAGCCUCACUGAUCGGUUCGUAAUGGGUGUCGAUUCAUCCGCGGUUCGUGAAAAGCUGUACCGUGAGGACCCGGCCAACAUGAAACUUAGUAAGGCUCUGGAGAUUAGUAUAGCAGCUGAAAGUGCACAUAAGAUAGUACGUGGCGCAGGCGCUCCGGAAGUGGUGGUCAAACAGGAACCAUUGCUGUAUGCGGCCGCUAGCGCUGGCCGGUCACGGUGCAGCAAGGGGCGCGCGCGGGGCCGCGCGGCGCCGCGAGCGGUUGGCAGCGGUGGGACCGGUGGCAGCGGCGGCACGCGUUGUGGCGUGUGCGGCGCCAAGUCGCAUGCUUCGGCCGAGUGCGGAUUUCGUCAUCUCGCGUGUGAUAUAUGUGGCGUUAAAGGGCACUUGAAAAGAAUGUGCACGGCUAAAAAAAGUGAAAGUUCGUCUAGUGGUAACCACAAGGGGUGGCGUAGUCAUUAUAUUUGUGAUGACAGUGAUAGUGAUGAGUAUGAAGAAUCAGUAGCGGUGAAUAAUUUAAAGUGUACGGAUGAAAAGCCCCUCACGGUUGAGGUGAGCGCGCACGGUUGUGCAAUUGGCAUGGAGGUGGACUCGGGCAGCGGCGUGUCCGCGCUGCCGGCGGCUCUGUGGCGCAGGUACUUUGCUACUCAUUCGGCGCUCGGUGAGUCCAAUAAAACCUUACGUACAUAUGGUGGGUCUAUAAUAAAACCUAUUGGCGUGUGUGAGUUGCCAAUAACUUACAACGGUACUACAAAAAAUAUUAGGUUUUUUGUGGUUGAAGAUGGCCCUGUUCCCUUGCUCGGUCGAGAUUUUAUGUCAAAAUUUAAUUUUGCAAUUGUACCCUUGAACUAUAGUUCCGUAAAUAAAAACGAGCAAAUAUUAAAUAAAUAUUCAUCACUAUUUUCUGGCAAACUCGGCACAUUUAAUAAAUACAAGCUUUCACUACAUUUAAGGGAGGGAGCAACCCCACGAUUUUUCAAAGCCCGACCGGUGCCAUUCGCCCUUAAGGAUAAGGUAGGCGCAGAGCUAGAUAGGAUGGUGCGCGUAGGUAUAUUGAAACCGGUUUCUUACUCCAAGUACGCGUCUCCGAUAGUCGCAGUUUUGAAGAAAAACAAUGGAGUGCGUAUUUGUGGCGAUUACUCAGUAUCGAUAAACAAGGACUUAAAAAUUGAUUCGUAUCCGUUGCCUAAGAUCAAUGAACUGUGCGCGUCAUUGCAUAACUGCCGGUAUUUCAGUAAAAUUGAUCUCUCAAAUUCAUAUAAUCAAUUUCUUUUGGAUGACCAGUCCCAGGAGUAUACGUGCAUAAAUACGCACAAAGGAUUGUUUGUUUACACACGACUCGUAUUCGGUUUGGCCAACGCGCCGGCUCUGUUCCAACGCGCCAUGGUGCAGCUACUGCACGGCAUUGAAGGCGUCCAAUGUUUCCUUGAUGACGUGUUGAUAAGCGCCCCAACACGGGAAGCUCAUUGGGAGCGCGUGGACGCAGUCAUGAGCAGACUCAGCGACGCGGGACUCAUGCUACAGCGCUCUAAGUGCUCGUUUUUCCAAGAUAAAGUCGAGUACUUGGGGUACGUGAUAGAUCGCGACGGAGUUCAUAAGUGCCCGGAAAAAGUCAAGGCAAUCGUCGAGGCGAAAGUACCAGAAAAUUCAAAACAGUUGAAAUCUUUUCUGGGACUUGUAAACUUUUACCGAAGUUUUAUACCGCAAGCGGCGACUAUCUUGGAACCCUUGCACGGUCUGUUAAGGAAAGACGUACCGUGGAACUGGGCCGAGGAGCAUCAAAAAUCGUUUGAUGCUGUCAAGAAGGAGUUGUCUUCGCGCCGCGUGUUGGCACAUUGGGACCCUCAAAAGGAGCUGGUUCUGACAGUGGAUGCUGGACCUGCCGGGCUGGGUGCUGUGCUAGCCGUACGUUACCCGAACGGAGCCGAGCGUCCGCUUUGCUACGCUUCUCGAGCCCUCAGCAAGAGCGAACGCGCCUAUAGCCAGAUAAUGAAGGAGGCCACGGCUAUCGUUUAUGGUAUAAAAAAAUAUCAUCAAUACCUUUACGGCCGGGAACGUCCCUUCAUCCUGAGGACAGAUCAUAAGCCCCUGCUGUCGAUAUUCUCGCCAGACAAGGGCGUGCCUCAGAUGACAGAGGCUAGACUACAGCGCUACGCAUUGUUUUUAGGCGCUUACAACUAUAAAAUAGAAUACGUUAGCAGCGAAAAGAAUGUAGCGGACUACCUGAGCCAGCACCCGGUUGAUGCGUCACCGCCGAAGGAGGAGGCCGACGCGGGCAGCUAUGUGAACGCGCUAGCGGCGGCCGGCGCGCCGCUGCCCGCCUCGCUCGCCGAACUAAGGGCGGCACUGGCUAACGAUAAACUUCUAUCAGAGGUUAGCAGGUACGUGGCCAAUGGAUGGCCAAGGAAGGUACGGGAUGAUGGACUGCUACCGUACCAUCGGUGUCGACAUGAAUUGCAUGUCGAUAAUGGGAGCUUGUUAAGAGGGCACCGUAUCGUAAUACCUACCGUUUAUAGACCCGCGGUGCUACAGGAGUUACACGCGGCUCACCUAGGUAUUGUCAAAAUGAAGUUGUUGGCAAGGGAGCGUUGUUGGUACCCAGGUAUCGAUCGCGAUAUUGAGAAGGUUGCGGCUGACUGUGACAGGUGUAUUUCAAUGCGAACGGCUCCGGCUAGGGCUAAUAUGGAGUCUUGGGAAUGGCCCAGGUCGGUUUUUGAAAGAAUACAUUUGGAUUUUCUUGGUCCUUUUCAUGGGAAAAUUUAUAUGGUUUUAAUUGACGCGCAUAGUAAGUGGUUAGAAUGUGUCGAGAUGCCAUCAUUAACUACGCAAAUGUUGAUAAACAAACUGCAAAAAAUCUUCUCUCACUUCGGUUUGCCGAAGUCGAUUGUGACAGAUAAUGCAAAAACAUUUGUUUCUACAGACUUUAGUACUUAUUGCGUAAAUUCAGGAAUAACCCACAUCUUGUCGCCCACUUACUCACCACAGAGUAAUGGACUCGCCGAGAAUGCCGUCAAGAUUUGUAAACGUUUUAUUACUAACGCCAGAAAAGAUGGUCCGCUGAAGGACUUGAAGGAAAAAUUAGAUGAGUACCUGUUCCACUACCGCAUCACGCCUCAUUGUACUACCGGCGUGUCCCCUGCCACUCUUAUGUUCGGUAGGAACAUUCGUUGUAAAUUAGAUUUACUUAAUGUGCCUGUGCAAUCGCCUUCUGCUGACAAAAGACUGUUAGAGGUGCCAGACCGCGUCCGUUUAAACCAAGCUAGACAAAAAAUUAAUUUUGGUGGCAGAGACAGGACCUUUAAGGUAAAUGAUCAAGUUUGGGUCAAAGAUUAUAGGUCUAACCCCAAAAAGCCGACAUGGAUACUUGGAAAAGUAGAUAGUCGCGUCGGUAAGGUUGUUUAUGAUGUAAGCGUGCUCGGGACCGACAUUGUUUGGAGGCGUCACGUAAAUCAGUUACUGAACGCUAACUCAUACGAUGGUCAUAAUGUUGAGCCAACGUGGACGUAUGACGAGUCGCGAUCGCAGCCCACGGCCGGUGCCAACGGUGGCGGCGGCGGCGGUGCGGACGCGUCCUCCCCGCGCCCGCGCUCGCGCCCUGCGGCACCGAACGCGCGCGCGGACGGCGCACUCCCUCACCCCCGCCGCACGCCACCUUCAGCUGCGCGUAGCACGUCAUCGUCGUCGGCCUUCCCGCACGAUGUUGAUGACGAUGACACCUUUGAAACGCCUCCCAGCAAUGGUGGUGCUAAGCCUGCGGCCCCUUCGCCGCUAGUUGAAAAUGAUGAAAAAUCUCCGAAACGAACUCGGUCUGGACGCCCGGUUAAUCCACCGAAGAGGUUGUUUUAUUAA
This is a messenger RNA of Melitaea cinxia (Glanville fritillary), 4239 nucleotides long. RefSeq lists its product as uncharacterized. The transcript has a single exon. Gene Ontology annotation, molecular function: nucleic acid binding; aspartic-type endopeptidase activity. The coding region runs from base 1 to 4239 and encodes 1412 amino acids. Gene Ontology annotation, biological process: proteolysis; DNA integration. The record is from RefSeq and is a predicted model, not a curated record. Lineage: Eukaryota; Metazoa; Arthropoda; Insecta; Lepidoptera; Nymphalidae.